AUGCCGCCCUCGACUUCGCAAAAGGCUCUAAUCGACCACUUUGUGGCGCGCACCGGUACUGAUAGGAAGCGGGCAGAACGGUUACUCAAGGCGGCUGGAUGGGACCUUGAGGCUUCCCUCAGAUCCAACUACCCUCAUUCUGCCGGCCCGUCCGAGUCCUCGCUGAAAGCACAAUUUGAAUCGCUACGAACGAGCGAAGACUCGGCAGACACGAUGGGCGCCGAUAGUACCAUGUCCUACCUUCAGCAGCUUGGUGUCAGCUUGGACGAUGCUAGCAUGUUUCUCGGACUUCAGGUUCUGCAGGCAGAGAAGAUUGGCGAGCUGUCAAAGGAACGCUUCGUCAAGAGUUGGAAGGAGGCCAAUGUUGAGGGAGACGUCACUCAUCAGAAGAAUUAUAUCGCCAACAAAUUGCGCCUCAUGUCCACUGACCCCAAGAUAUUCAGAGAUGUUUAUCGACAUGCCUUUGUUCUUGGCAAAGAGGGUGAGGCCCGAGCUGUGACUCUGGAAAUGGCCGAGACAUUCUGGCAAAUAUUGUUUGCUGCCCCGGGCCGCCCCUGGGUUGGCAGCCAAACUGGCAUCAACUGGUUGGAACAGUGGCUGGCCUUCCUCACUGAGAAGUGGACACGAACCGUGAGCAAGGACAUGUGGAACCAGACAUAUGAAUUUGCCACCAAGAGUAUCGAGGAUGAGUCCUUGUCUUUCUGGUCCGAGGAUGGUGCUUGGCCAGGCGUGAUUGAUCAGUUCGUUGCUUGGUAUAACGAGAAGAGGUCCGCAACGGGCGCCAUGGAGGUCGACUCCUAG
This is a messenger RNA of Pestalotiopsis fici W106-1, 801 nucleotides long. RefSeq lists its product as uncharacterized. Lineage: Eukaryota; Fungi; Ascomycota; Sordariomycetes; Amphisphaeriales; Sporocadaceae. The transcript is spliced from 5 exons. The coding region runs from base 1 to 801 and encodes 266 amino acids. Gene Ontology annotation, cellular component: ubiquitin ligase complex. The record is from RefSeq and is a predicted model, not a curated record. Gene Ontology annotation, molecular function: ubiquitin conjugating enzyme binding; ubiquitin-like protein binding; cullin family protein binding. Gene Ontology annotation, biological process: protein neddylation; positive regulation of ubiquitin-protein transferase activity.